Messenger RNA from Nilaparvata lugens (brown planthopper), 3399 nucleotides. Its product is annotated as glucose dehydrogenase [FAD, quinone]. Gene Ontology annotation, molecular function: oxidoreductase activity, acting on CH-OH group of donors; flavin adenine dinucleotide binding. NCBI's taxonomy places the organism in Eukaryota, Metazoa, Arthropoda, Insecta, Hemiptera, Delphacidae. The coding region runs from base 330 to 2210 and encodes 626 amino acids. The record is from RefSeq and is a predicted model, not a curated record. The transcript has 2 exons.
GAUUCUUCAGCAGAUCGGCUUUCAGUGUUUUGGCGGCUUGUCUCUCUUUAACACUGAUUGGUCUCCUCCUGUGAAUAUUAAGACAACGCUCAAUGCAAAAUACCUUAGACACGUGAUAACAGCUUUAGCGUUGACAUUAUCAUUUUAUAGAUGAAAAAUAAGAAUGUUGUGAGUUUGGAAGAUUUUAAAUUUUAACCGAAAUUUUACGGCAUUGCACUGUUGGAUACGCGUUUUUUGAAAUGGUGUGCCAUGGGAGUAUAGAUGGUGUGUUCUGAGCAAUGACCUCACCUCCAUCCCUCGCGACCAACCGAUAGCAGCAAAACUCCACAAUGCAGCUGAGCUUGCGAUUGGCUGUCUGCGCCUGCCUGCUUGUGGCUGGCACGUCCGAGCCCACCACGCUCCUCGAAGCUGUCGUCAGGUUCUACAAGAAACUCGGCCUCCAGUAUCGCGAGGACCGAUUCCUGGGCAACAAACCAAUCCUCAACGAAUACGACUUCAUAGUUGUAGGAGCAGGACCUGCAGGAUCAGCAAUCACCAACCGGUUAACCGAGGUACCCUUCUGGAACGUUCUUCUCCUAGAAGCUGGGGCGGAUGACAACUUCUACACAGACAUCCCACUACUCAGUACCUAUUUGUGGUUUUCCGAGUACAACUGGAACUACAAAACUGAACCCACAAGGAACGCGUGUUUGGGGUUGAAGGAUCAAAUCUGUCCCUGGCCAGCGGGGAAAGGGGUGGGAGGGGGCACCAUCAUCAAUGCCAUGAUCUAUACACGAGGAAACAAACGAGACUAUGAUGGCUGGGCAGCUAUGGGUAAUGAUGGUUGGAGCUAUGAUGAAGUCCUGCCUUACUUCAAGAAAUCAGAACAUGUGACAAUACCAGAACUAUUAACCUCACCCUACCAUGGUAAACAAGGUCCACUGAACGUUGAAUACCCCAGGUUCAGUACACCACUACUGGGAGCCUUCCUAGAGGCAGGGAGGGAGUUGGGCUACAAGUGGAAUGACUACAACAACCCGUUCUCUCAUAUCGGUUUUUCCAAGAUCCAGGCCACUGUCAAAGAUGGGAAACGUGUGAGUGCCUCCACCGCCUUCUUGAAACCAAUCAGGAAAAGGAAAAACUUCCACAUAAGUCAGAAAAGUCAAGUGACUAGGAUACUGAUUGAUCCUGAAACGAAAACUGCGUUUGGUGUCGAGUUUUUCAAGAAGGGUAGAAAAAGGGUGGUUCUAGCUAGAAAGGAGGUGAUCAUCAGUGCUGGUGCAUUCAACUCUCCACAACUUCUGAUGCUUUCUGGAAUUGGUCACAAGUCUCAUCUGGAAUCCCUAGGUAUCCCAGUUCUACAAGAUCUACCAGUAGGUGACAAUCUGCAAGAACAUCUAGCAAUGGCCGGUUUAGCAUUUCUGGUGAACAGCACUUCAGCAACAAUAGCCAGAAGAAUCAUGUCCAAACUACCAUACCAUUUGGCACAGUAUUUGAAGAGCGGUGAUGGUCCAUUCACAACUUUGGGUUGUGAAGGUCUGGGGUAUGUGAGAACCAAGUAUGCAAACCUCACAGGUGAGGAUUACCCCGACAUUGAAUACAUUUUUGUUCCCAUUGGACUGAAUUCAGAUGGUGGUAGUUCCUUGAGGAAAACCAUGGGUGUGACUGACUACUUGUAUGACAGUGUGUACUCUGAGAUAAACCACAAGGAUGCAUGGAGUAUCUGGCCGAUGCAGUUGUAUCCAUACAGUAGAGGAACAGUGAGGUUGGGGAGCCGUGAUCCCUUCAGACAACCUGUGAUAACUGGAGGAUUCCUGGACGACAGGAGAGAUCUGGACACAAUUGUUGAAGGACUGAAAUUAGUAGUGGAGCUGUCGGAAACAAGUGCCUUCAAGAGAUUUGGUUCUCAACUUCACCGGAAACCUCUCCCUCAAUGUGCGGACCUUGGGUUUGGUUCCGAUGAGUACUGGGCUUGCAGUGUGCGUCACAUUACUACUCAACUGCAUCAUCAAUGUGGGACUUGUAAGAUGGGACCUCCGGGUGAUCCUACCGCAGUGGUGAAUCCUCGUCUCCAGGUUUAUGGGAUUAAUAAUCUCAGGGUAGCAGAUACGUCAAUCAUGCCCACUGUACCUGGGGCGCAUACCCAGGCUGGUGCCUAUAUGGUGGGUGAGAAAGCAGCCGACUACGUCAAGGAGACCUGGUUGAGUCAGUUUCCCGGCAAAAUCUAUUGAGAGACUUUACUUUCGAAUUGAUUCAGUACAAAUAAUUGAUUUUGAGUGAUACAAUAUUUGAAUCCGUCUUUUGAUUGAUAAUCAAGCUUCAAAUAUUAUAACAUUUGGAUUGAUUCAAUCUAAUGUGAAUCUUGAGAGACAUCCAAUUAAAACUUAUUUGGAGUAAAUUAAUCAAUAGAUCAAUAAAGUGAAGUGACACAAGAAAGAUUCGUGAAAUAGUGCAAGAAAGUGACUAGAUUUAUCUAUUGAUUCAGUGAGAGAUUUAUUUAUAGUAAAAAAUAUUGUAGGCUACUAGAGCCUAUGCGAGAUAAGAAUACAGUAUCUGUAAAGAUCACCUUUGAUGAUACAUGAUUAUGAAUAGUGUCACUUUUGAUGAUACAUGAUUAUGAAUAGUAUGAUAUUAUGAACAUACAUGAUGAUCAGUACCGUAUGGAGAGUAAUUAUACUCAGUAUAUUGUAUAUGUAUAUCUGUGCUGAUGAAUAUUGGAGUUUUCUAUUCAAUUGUUGAAAUAAUAUGUAGAUAGUAGGCUACGCCCAAACUGUCUAUCCACAGUUUAAAUUGUUCAGUGAUUCGAUAUGAUUAUCACGGUUAAGUGUUUUGAUGACAAUGAACUUUCAAUAUGGACCAAAGAGCAUGAGCAUGAAAUAUGAAUAAUAUUAGAGUGAUCUAUUAUAUUCAGGUACAUAAUUUAUAUUGAACUGCUCAAUUACAGAUUACAUUUUUUACAUUGAUAAUUUUUUUUAUCCUCACACGACUAUCAUGUAUAAAUGAAACCAAUUUUUUCACUUGUAAAAAGUAUGUGGUGAAUGUGUUAACAUAUCAAUAACAAUGCUGGUGUCUCAGAAGAAGAUACAGAAAAAUCAUUACUACGAAAGAAAUUGAGGCUUUGAUUGAGAUGUUUCAAUCAAAAUUAGGGAGAGAACAGUUUUGGGUUUAUCCUGUUGAUUAUUUCCCAAUCAUUAAUUUUAUAUUGUGAUUGUGUAAUGUGAUAAUAAUGUAAUGUUGACUGUUGUGGAGACCGUGCGGUCAAAUAGGAUAUUUGAAGAAAAAGAAUAGUUAAGACUUUUACUUACAUACUUAUUACAAAUAGAGUCAAAUUCUAAUAUUGAUGAUACUUUUGAAAAAUUAGGGUUUUGAAACUUGAAGUGAAUAUAGAGAACUAUAGAGAAGUGAUUAUACAGAACUAAA